Messenger RNA from Mytilus californianus (California mussel), 2701 nucleotides. RefSeq lists its product as uncharacterized. The record is from RefSeq and is a predicted model, not a curated record. Lineage: Eukaryota; Metazoa; Mollusca; Bivalvia; Mytilida; Mytilidae. The transcript has 6 exons. The coding region runs from base 42 to 1349 and encodes 435 amino acids.
UUGAAAAGACUGUGUAUGAUGAUAUUAGAAGUGUUAAAAUCAUGGAGAAGAAUCUUAAUCAAGUAUCACCUCCGGCAUAUUCAGAGCCAGAACCCUCUGAUGUUGACACCAACCCUGCAAUAUAUACUGGAGCUUCGAAUAUAUUGACACCAGCGCACAUAGCAGAUAUAGGUCCUCCCCCAGCAUACGAUUCAAUUCUUGUCAAUCAGGAACCUCCAAAGACAAAUGUACGACACGAUGACAGGAACUUGUGGGAAAAGGUCCAUGAAUGGUUUGAAAUGUCAAUUCUGCAACAAAUUAUUUGGUUUGGUGCUCUCGUCUUUGCAAUAACUUAUAUUGUUUUCGGUUUGAAAUAUGAUGGCAAUUGUUCUCGAAUACACUACGAUGGAAAAGGAAAGAAGGUUGAAGAAAUAGACCUUCCAUCAUUCAUGAAAGCAGAGGGCGGAGUAUUGUGUGCUUAUGUUCUCUUUGUCUUUGGAUGUAGAUUACUUGGUAUUUGUGAUACAAAGCGGAAACAACGAAUCAAAAGGGCUGAUUUGGAGGGGAGAAAGAAAUGUGGGGGCAACCUCUUUUGUAUUUGGUUUUGUCUUUCCAUCGCAAGUUUUGUUUUGUGUAUUCCGGGAGCAUCAAAAGUUAUCCCAUUUUAUAAAUAUGAUGUCUCUAAGAAUUAUACAUUCAACUGUGAUUCCGAAUUCUAUAGCUUUUAUCACAAUGCCAAGAUUGCACAGUUGGUCGUAGUUGUGACAUAUGCUGCUUACAUUUUAAUCGCCAUCUUUAUAGUCAUUCCAAAAGGAAAAGUUUGGUUUGUACGACAUAAAUGGCGUCAGUGGGCCAGUCUUCUUGAUGCCGACCAAGAUGGCAUUAUCAGUACAGGUGACAUGGAGAAGACCAACGCCAGACUAGACGCUCUUCGACGAGCAAUUGGGGAUAGAACGACAGCUCUAGAUGCAGAAAAACAGAAAAAAUGGUGGAACGAUCAUAUAUUCAAAAGGGGAGUCAACAAAGAUAUUUCUAUCGACGGCUAUAUAAAUUAUCUUGAAGGAAUUUAUAAUCCUGCGGAUAUGGAGAAAAAAAUUCGCCCUGUUAUCACUGGGUUUUUUAACUUUUUUACAACUCCUGACUUCCGGAAAAAGAAUCUUCCAAUUGUGGAAGAAGAUUUUACCAAGUUCUGGAUGAUACUUACAAAUAUGGACGAACUCCAUUGCAAGCGGUUAUUUAUUAGACAUUUCCUGAAUCCUUUGACAAUGGCAAGUUUUCUUGAGGAUUUUGUUGCCUUUUUAGCAUAUAAUGAUUUCUUUGAUGAGAACACAACCAGAGUUCAUAAUAUAUUAAAACCUCCAGGAAAAUAAUAAUUUAUCAUAUGGUGUCCGCACAAAAUAAAAAUGAUCUUCCGAAAUUCAAAUAUACAUUUAAAUCAAUGACUUCGUCUAGAAACAUUUAUAUGACAAUUUGUUCGGCAGAAGUCUUUUAUUGCAGGUAGCUAGGGUUCAUAUUUAUGACAAUGAAAUGAACAAAUAUCAUUGACAAUAUAUAGCUUUAUGAUGUGGUUCCUUUUAUAAUCUGUCAUUUUUGAACUUACGUGUUGUUGAAUAAAUGUAUUUUUCUAUACAAUGAGGAAUUAUGGUGUGUCCAAAGGUUUGUAAAAGUAAAAUUACAAAAAUGCCGAACUCCGAGGAAAAUUCUAAACGGAAAGUCCCUUAUCAAGUGGCAAAUUCAAAAGCUCAAACACAUCAAACGAAAGGAUAACAACUGUUAACAACUGAUAACAACAACAUUUUUUUUCUGCCUUUGAAAUUCCAAAUUGACCAAUAUUAAUGAAUAGGCAACAUGAUAAAUUUUGAUUCUGAUCUCGUAGUCGCAUGUUCGAUACGGUAACAAGAGUAGAAUAUGACGUUUACGAGUUUUACACAUGUUUAAUCCCGGGCGUCCGAAGAGUAAAGUUAUCUCGUGUCACCAAAUCAAAAUGGAUUAUCAGAAAAGUUUGUCGAAGUGUAAGCAGAUCCUGCUCCACUUGUGACUCCUGUCAUGCUGUGUCACAACCAACAAUAGGACACAAUCGGAAAAAUUACAGAUUAAACGAAUAUCCUGGUACUAGUAUCUAAAAAUCAAAGACUGCAAAAACAUGUCAGUUAUGAGAUGACACAUAGACAUAUAUAAUAGGUGGACCAGUUCGUGAUGGUGACAGCAAAACCUAUGUAGUGUUGAAUUCAGUCGCUGUUUCUCACAGCUCUAUAGUAGUUUUUGGAGUAAGGAGCAAACACCUAUUAACGAAGUCUGUAGAGUAUGGAAAUGCACCUGUGUAAUUUAUCAAUUGAUAUGUAAAAAGUUAAAUAAAAAAAAUACUGAACUCCGAGGAAAAUCCAAAACGGAAUGUCCCUAAUCAUAUGGCAAAAUCAAAAGCACAAAUACAUCAAACGAAUGGACAACAACUGUCAUAUUCCUGACUUGGUACAGGCAUUUUCUUAUGUAGAAAAUGGUGGAUUGAACCUGGUUUUAUAGCGCUAAACCUCUCACUUGUAUGAGAGGCGUAAGGAACAUAGAACAGACCAAUGAUUAUCCAAGAUUUCAUCCUUGGUAAGUUUCGUUGGUGUUAGUUGGUUUUCCGAGUGAAAGAGAGGCGAAAGAUACCAAAGGAACAUUCAAACUCACAAGUCGAAAAUAAAUUGACCACCCCAUGGCUAAAAAGAAAAAGACCAACAGA